This is a messenger RNA of Aspergillus caelatus, 394 nucleotides long. RefSeq names its product translocon subunit SSS1. Gene Ontology annotation, biological process: protein targeting; post-translational protein targeting to membrane, translocation. NCBI's taxonomy places the organism in Eukaryota, Fungi, Ascomycota, Eurotiomycetes, Eurotiales, Aspergillaceae. The transcript is spliced from 4 exons. The record is from RefSeq and is a predicted model, not a curated record. The coding region runs from base 116 to 328 and encodes 70 amino acids. Gene Ontology annotation, cellular component: membrane; Ssh1 translocon complex. Gene Ontology annotation, molecular function: transmembrane protein transporter activity.
CUUUUCGAUUCUUCAAUUCUCUCUCUUUUCUCUAGACCAUCUUGACUCACUCAUACUACUUUUUUUUUUUCCAUUCUCACUCCUUUUCUUCUCUUCUGAUCAAUUCUCCGUCACAAUGUCUGAAACUCUCCAAGAGCUCGCCGACAUCCCCAAGGACUUCCUCCGUGAGGGUACCCUCUUCGUCCGCAGAUGCACCAAGCCCGAUAAGCGCGAAUUCAUCAAGAUCAGCCAGGCCGUCGGCAUGGGCUUCCUUAUCAUGGGCGCCAUUGGUUACUUCAUUAAAUUAAUACACAUUCCCGUCAACAAUAUCCUUGUCGGUGGCGCAUAAACUAUGAGCGACAUUAAUCAACACUCGAUAACCUACUACCUUAACUUGAUGUGGGGAUGGGAUUCU